CGGCCGGAGGCGCACGGGACUCGGCCUGGGCUGGGAGUGCGAGGCGAGAGGGUUAGUCUGUCCGCUCUCUGGAAGAAUGAGCCUGCCGCUUCUUCCCGAGCUGUUGGUUGCGUUCCUCUCGCCCGAGGCGCUGCCGGGGACGACUUACCGUCGAGAGGAGAGAGGCUAAAGUCUCCAGUGAAUAUUGAAUUGCUGAGGAAUUUGGAAAAAGACAAGCUGAAGUUCCCAUUCCAUGGAUCCCUUGGGGGCACCUUCCCAGUUUGUGGAUGUGGAUACGCUACCAAGCUGGAGCAACUCAUGUGAAGAUGAAUUAGAUGCUUCUGAUGCUGCAGCUGAAACAUUUCAGGAAGACACUAUUAGAUCACCUUUUCUUUAUAAUAAGGACAUCAACAGAAAAGUGGUUCUUUGGAAAGGAGAUGUGGCAUUACUGAACUGUACAGCCAUUGUAAAUACCAGCAAUGAAAGUCUUACAGAUAAGAAUCCUGUGUCAGAAAGUAUCUUCAUGCUUGCAGGGCCUGAUUUGAAGGAGGACCUCCAGAAACUUAAAGGUUGCCGGACAGGUGAAGCAAAAUUGACGAAAGGAUUUAAUCUAGCUGCUCGGUUCAUCAUUCACACAGUGGGACCCAAAUAUAAGAGCCGCUAUCGCACAGCAGCUGAGAGUUCCCUGUACAGCUGCUACAGAAACGUACUUCAGCUGGCAAAAGAGCAAUCAAUGUCUUCUAUUGGAUUCUGUGUCAUCAAUUCUGCAAAACGAGGUUAUCCUUUAGAGGAUGCAACGCACAUAGCACUUCGCACUGUAAGGAGAUUCCUAGAGAUUCAUGGGGAGACCAUUGAAAAAGUAGUAUUUGCUGUCUCUGAACUUGAAGAGGCUACUUACCAAAAGCUGCUACCUCUGUACUUCCCGAGAUCAUUAAAAGAGGAGAGUCGAUCAUUGCCAUACCUACCUGCAGAUAUUGGAAAUGCAGAAGGGGAGCCUGUGGUACCUGAACGACAGAUUAGAAUAAGUGAAAAGCCUGGUGCUCCGGAGGACCACCAUGAAGAGGAUGAAGGCUUGGGUGUUGAUCUCUCUUUCAUUGGCUCUCAUGCUUUUGCUCGAAUGGAAGGAGAUAUUGAUAAGCAAAGAAGACUGAUCCUUCAGGGGCAGUUAUCAGAGGCAGCCCUGCAGAAGCAGCAUCAAAGAAAUUAUAAUCGCUGGUUAUGUCAAGCAAGAUCUGAGGAUCUGUCUGAUAUUGCUUCUCUAAAAGCCUUAUACCAAACAGGUGUCGAUAACUGUGGUCGCACAGUGAUGGUGGUAGUUGGAAGAAACAUUCCUGUAACGUUAAUAGAUAUGGACAAGGCUCUCUUAUAUUUUAUCCAUGUAAUGGAUCACAUUGCUGUGAAGGAAUAUGUAUUAGUAUAUUUUCAUACACUGACCAGCGAAUACAAUCACCUGGACUCUGACUUCCUGAAGAAACUCUACGACGUUGUUGAUGUCAAGUACAAGAGGAAUUUGAAGGCUGUUUAUUUUGUUCAUCCAACAUUUCGUUCAAAGGUAUCAACAUGGUUUUUUACCACCUUUUCUGUCUCAGGACUGAAGGACAAAAUCCACCAUGUGGACAGCCUCCACCAGCUGUUUUCUGCCAUAUCACCAGAACAGAUUGACUUUCCUCCUUUUGUCCUUGAAUAUGAUGCCAGGGAAAAUGGGCCUUACUAUACAUCUUACCCCCCAUCACCAGAUUUGUGACCUGCCAUCUUUCAGUGCUACUGGUUUCCAAGGACAUCACUGUCUCCACGAAUCACUACCUAUUGAAGUGAUAUUCAUUUUUGCUGUACAGAUCCAGAGAGCCUUUUGUCCCCACCUCUCUGGUAUUUUUUUAUUGACUGUAUAUUUUCUGGCAUAUAAGCAAUCUGAAAAUGGUAGGCCAUUCUGAACUGCACAUUUAUUUUAAAUUUGUAUAUUUGUAUCAAAUGAAAAUGUUCGUUUUUAGAGAGUUGUUAAUAGAAAUUGGGGAGCAACUUUUGAGUAUCUUCAGUUUCCUCAAAGGACACUGAAUUUUCCAUUAGAUGAGCCACCAAUGUCGUUCACAUCAUCUCUUUAACAUUGCACGCUUCCUUUGUGUACUUAAGUAUUUCUCAAAAUAUAUAGAACCAAUGUAUGCUUACUGGAUGCAUUGUUUGCUUCAGAUCCUGGCAUUACAUUUUAUACAGAUAAUUUGGUUAUGAUAAAAGAGAACUGUCUGGGACCAAGGAUGUGGAAGUGUAUCCGAUCAAAAAUAUCAAAAGCAUUAGCAAAACAUAGGUCUUAGAAUUUUAUUGCACCAGUUAAGAUUAAGAUUUAAGGACUAAAGUUCCUUGGAUUAUAUGUUUUGUUAAGAUUGCCACUGUUCUGGUCUCAACAGUAGGGAAAACAAGACUGUAUCUUCAGCCUUUUCCAAUAAUCAUGGGUGAUUUGGUCUCCUUGUUCAAAAGGACUGUGCAUAUUAGUACUCUUACAUGAAGGGCAUCCCCUAAGACUCUGUCAGUGAGCCUUUAGAAAGUGUGCUGUCUUCCCAGAGUUGUGAAUGAUUUUGUUUAGCUCUUAGAGCUACUCCCUCUAAUGACAUUUCCUAGCAAUGUCUCUUGAGUUGCCUGCCUCAAUAUGUUGAAGUGCGUUGCAGUGAAGAAAAUUCCAGACCACUUUUGACACUCAGGCUCUAUUUGUGCCUUAGCUUGCUUAUGAAUAAAAAUUAGGAUUAUGCUACCUACCUCACAGAGGUAUCAUGAGGAUAGCAUUUAGAAAGGGCUUUUGAUGUCUUUGGAUGAAAAAUGCUAGAGGAGUUUGUGUGAUGGGGUGUCUUCAAUUAGUUUUUUAUUUAAUAAUAAUAAAUAUACUGAGAGUGCUACAAGGCCCUCCUCUUGUCCUUGGCACCUUUUGAGUGAUUUUUCUUUUCUUGGGACAAGAGCUGUUAGUGCAAAAUCCCAACCCUGAGGACCUCCUUCUGCUUUGCCCAGAAUUUCUUCUGGCUUACUCCUCCCCCAGAGCUACACUUUAAUGAGAGGCAUCUGUUAGCCAUUUUAAACAUUUCUUCUUGAAUUAAGGUCAAACCAUUAUCAUUUCCAUCUGGGUGUCUUCGUAUUCCUUUUGAUUCCUACAGCCGCCCUCCAUUUCCCUCACUCCAUCAUGUAUAUUGACAGUUUGGGGAAGAAAAAGUAAAAGUUUUCUGUUCUAAUGUGCUCAGAAUUGGUGCUUCCAAGGGUCCCAUUUCCCUAUGCCCAAAUUAUUUCUUCAGUGGAUGUAAAAGAAACAUACUUCUCUUCAUUUAUGUUACAGAAAUCCCCCUAUAGUUGUCUUAACCUCAUCCUAUAUCUUUCCAUAUAAAUAGGAAGGGGCUUUACAUUUCUUAAACACUCUUAUCUUUUGCAUGUAAUGGACACGUUUGCCUUGUGUCAGAAAUCAAAACUGCUUGUUCCCUAUAUAUGCUUAUUUGUUAAGGACUUCCUGUAUGUUCCCUAGGUCAUCAUGUCCAGACAGCCAGUCAGAUGUCUGCUAUUAGUUUUCCUCUCAAACAGUACUCCUUUAACCCUUGAGCCUUGAGCUUUAAAAAUCGGAAAAAUUAGCUUUAUCUUCUCCAGUCAAUUGUUAGGUCAUAUUUAAGGUAUCUUUUCACUAGGAGCAGUUAUAAAAAUAUGUCAGCUUUUCUUUGUUAAAGCUGAACUUAGCUACCUUAAAUUGGCAUCUGCCGUGAAUCAUUUCCUCUAUACAUAAUAGAAGCUGCAAGCUACUUUGCCAUUUGAAAGGAAACAUAUUUAUAUGUACAGUUUCUUGUAGGCAAUAAUUUUGAGAGGAUCUUCCUUUGGAUUCAUACCGGUAUAUUAAUGUUUAGUAACACAAGGAGGAUUCUACAUAUACUGAGAUUCUAGUUCAAUUGAUGUCCUAGGGUAUAAAGGUAGUAUGGAACUGUAUAUCAACUGCAUUUCAUAAGUUAAUUGUGACUAAAGAUAAGAGCUCCUCUGCUCAGUGAAACUAAAUUUGAUAUGAGACCAAGUUCAUGCUUUUAGAACUGUCUCAAGUGUUAUGUCCUGAGAUUGUUUCAAUGUACCUGGAAGGGGAACACAGUGACCUUGAUGUUGAAAUUAUUAAGUUACAUUUAGUAUAUAUCUGCCUUUGUCAAAAGGUUGGGUAGGCUGGAAAACACGUGCCAUUUUCAGGAACAUAUUAGAUGAUAAAGAGGUGACUGUGUGGAGAUGACCACGAGCAUCUGAUGUUAAUUCAAAGCACUACCCAGUCCUUAGGUGCAGCAAACUUGAGUUACACCAAAUGCUAUUUGAAUUGAGGAAGAAACAGUUUACAAAAUAUUAACUAACUUAUGCAAGGCAUAAUAUGAUUUUUAAAACAAGUAUGUUUCUUGCUUCAGCAUAUAUUUGGAUUCUUAACUCAUCUAUGUUCACGUUUCUUGUUAGCAAAAAUGACCUCUUGAAAAAACCUCAGUCUUUAUUGGACUCUGAUGGCUUAGACACUGGGUGGUUCAUAUUUUAAAGAUUUUCUUUUCUUUAAUAUAUAUAUAUCUUAUUUAAUUGGCUGGUGCUCUAUUAUAUUUAUUUUUUCAAAAGAAUCCAUCUACAGUAGUUUGAGACUAUGCAACAGGAUUCUUAGACUGUUUUUGGUAGGAAAAAUGCAUGUAGAUUUUUGAUCAAAUAUCUGAAGUCUAAAAGGAUUAAAAUGUCUCCCAUUUCUGGAGAGGGAUGAGUAUAAUCACUCUAGUAGGAAAACGUGGCUUGCCUAUUUCUACCUGUUUUCUAUUUGCUUAGAUAUUGUUUAAUGGAUUCAAACUAUAGAUAAUGGUUAAUCCUUUCUUUGCAACAGUUGAUAGGAAAGCAAUAAAAUGUAGUUUCAGUAUAAGCUAAAAAUCAGUUUCCCCUGAUACAUUGUCAGUGUAUGUAUGUAGAUAGAGUUUAAAUUGCUUAAGAUGUGAACAGAAGUUAUUAGAAUUUGACAGACUGGAAGGAGAAGGAUUGUAUGAUUCUAGGCACAGUGGAUUGGUUGUAUUAAGGGCCAAAAGGAUUUCAAGACGGCAUAUAAACCUGUAACAUUGGAGUUAGCCAGUGAGUUUCAAUUUUGGUUCUCUUAAGUUAUGGCUAUCAUAAUCAGCAUGCACUAGUGUUUUACCUGUACUGGCACUAAUAUGCCUCAGGGUAUGUAAUUAACUGUUGGUGUGUGAUUGCUUGAGACCAUGAAGGAUAGAGGAGGGUUCUACCUGUAAUCUAGGUCGUAUCGUAAACCCAGAGAGUUUAAGGAUUGCCUAUUAGGCCUAACCAUAUAUACAUAUACAUAUAAUGUAUACAUACACUCAUACAUACGUAUCUGUAUAUAUACACACACAGUAACCUGGUUGGUUUUAAUUCUUUGCAUGUGGUUUCUGUAGCCCAUGUGAAGAGAACUUAGGGCAAUAAAUGAUUCUACCAAAAUAGCCCUUAAACAGAUAAUGUCAAGGUCAUUUUAGAUAUUAGUGGCUCUCUUGGAUAUUAGUUGUUAACUUUGUUUUCUAUGCUUCCAGGAACAGUAUCUUAGAAUCUUUUUUUAUUACAGCAUGCCUUAAAUGUGUAGGGUUCACUGAGUUCAAGAAAAGCAUAGGUAUUCUCUAGAUGAAUUACACUAACAAAAUCGUAACUGCUGAAUGUGAUCUAAUAUUUUUGUUGAACAGUUAAAACUAAUAUAUUUUAUAUGCACAAUCAUAUUUUUUUUGGUAGUAUGUUUUGUUAGUGUAAGCACACAGUCAUUAUAAACUGAGCCAGGACUUUGUCAGACCAGACAGACCUUGUGGGUCAAAAUGUUUAAAUAAAAGCUUAACAUAGGUAAAUGAUUUUAAUUGCUUUUGGGCAAAGGAGACCUAAAAAUGUUUUGAUUGGUCUUAAAAUUUGUUUAUUCAAAAUUCAGAAAGCUUUUAUGCAUAUUUUGCAUUUAAAAGUAUAUUUUGGUCUUUCUGACUUAGGAUCUCUUUUAAAGAGGAUCCCCGCUCUAUGCAUAUACAGCCUAUGAAGAACUCGUAGCAAAACGGUAAUGUUUAUUUCGAAUCACCAGGUUAGGACAGUCUUUUUUGGCCAUUUAUACCUGGCACUUCUCUAAUCACCAAAGUUAACCUACAGAGUAGUAGAAAGUGCAGCGAAUUUUACUGUCAGCUUUCUCUAUGGAGACCUAGACUAAUGCUUCUGAAACUUUAAUGUGCAUAUAUUCAGUCAACUGAGAAUACGUUAAAAUGCAGAUUCUGAUACAGUAGGUCUGGGGUGGAGCCUAGGAUUCUCAGGUUCUAACAAGCUCCUAGGUGAGAUCAAUACUUCUGGUCCCAACACCACACAUAGAGUAAAAGAGCCUAGUCGAUAUUUAGCUUCCAUAUUUUCCCUGUUUGGGGUAAAGGAGACAGAACUAUCAUUUUCAUUCCUUCUGUGGGCCAGGCACUCACACAUUCAUUGUCUCUUUUAAUCCUCCUACAAACCCUGUGAGGCAGGUGGUAAUAGAGAGAGGUUAAGUGACCUGCUGGAGCCCACACACACAUGCAGUGUAGUAUAGAGCAGUGUUUCUCAAACUUGAAUAACACACAUCUCCUUUUAAUAAGGAAUAAUUCUAACUCCUUUUUACUUCAUUUAUUUAUUAUAAUGUUAAGUAUAGAUAAACAUAAAGCUACAUAUAAAUGCCUUAUGCUUACAGCUCUUGCACAGUAUAAAACCAAAGGAAGUUUACAGAUCAGACACAAGCAAAACUAUAAAAUUAAUAAAUUUAAAAUGAUAGUAAUUAAAUAUGAUGGAUGAUGAUGUUUUGCCAGCACAAAACCGUCACUUGUAGUUUGAUUAUGGUACUGAGUGCUGUAGUACAUGUUCUUUUUUUUGGUGAGGAAGAUUGGCCUGAGCUAAUAUCUAUUGCCAAUCUUCUUCUCUUUGCUUGAGGAAGAUUGUCACUGAGCUACCUGUGCCCAUCUUCCUCCACUUUGCAUGUGGGACACUGCCACAGCAUGGCUUUCCAAGUGGUGUAUAGGUCUGCACCCAGCAUCGGAACCCACAAACCCCAGGCCGCCAAAGCAAAGCACAAACCCAACCGCUACACCACUGGGCCAGCCCCUAGCACCGUUCUUUUGAGUUCAGCACGCACCUUCUACGAUGUGCUAUGUGGUGAAUCAAUUCACCCACUGUUUUUCUCUGUUUAGACUAUUACUUGCAUUUGUUUAGCACAUAGUUCUGUUCUUUUGGUCUUCAUCUAGCUUGAAUGCAUCAUUUCCUAUUAAGUCAGCCUCUAUCUCCAUGAACCUCCCACACAACUAAAGCAGAACCUGGCUUUAACAUGCAAGUAAAUACAAAUGCAAACCUAGGCACUGAGACCUUCUGGCAAUAUUUGAUUUUAAGGCAUUUUUCCAGAUAAUUCAGAACAUGAAUAUUGAGUAUUUUAAAAAUUUUCAUCAACAGGAAAAAUGUCUAAUUCUCAUAGUAAACUCAUGGAUCCUCCGCCCUCUGCAAACAUACAAACACACACACUCCCCCACUCCCUUCUCUCCCUCUCUCCACCAGAAUUUCUAAUGGUGGUUAGUAGCGUUGGUACUUCGGCUUCUGACACACUGGCGUUCAGAACUUGGGCAUGCUUCUCAAUCUUUUCUGAACCUCAGUAUUUUCAUGUAUUAAACAAGAGUGAUAAUACUUAGUGAACAAUUAAGAGAAAUAAAUGCAAUAAUGUUCAUAAAGCAUCCGUAGUAUGUGUUUAUAAAUGGUAGCCAUCAUUGCUUUGAUUAGAAAUAACAACUAACAUUUGAGGAUUUAUUAAUGUGCCUUCAACUUUGCCAGCUCUUUAUAUGUGUUAUCUUAUAUAUUUAGUGGUAGAAUCAGGAUUCAAAUCCAAGUCUAACUCCAAAGCUCAUGCUUUUAAUUAAAAUAAUUUAAUAUUGAACAUCAAUGUAAGUUGUUUAUUUAAAAGUUUACUUAAUCUUAAAGUGUAUUUUCUCAAAAAUAUUUAUUGUAAAAUUAAUGAUAUUUCUAUGGAGGGGAAAUGGCUAAGGUACCUUUUAAAAAUUCUUUGAUGUACUAAUAAUCAAAUUGACACAAAAUAAAUAUAAAUUUCUUUUAAAGGCUGUCAUGCCAGGUUGUGGUCAAGUAAAGGGAGAUUAGAACCCUUAGGCUCAACUUGUGCAUUAUUGUUCUCUUGCACAGUUAAGAUCUAAAACUAAGGAUAACAUGAGAUUCUCCUUGAAUCUCAAUACACCUUUUUUGCAGAAAAAGAAUUUUCCCCCACCAGUAUUACCCUGUUAUUCCUUGACAGUUCUGAGAAAUAGUAUGCAAACAUCUUAAUUUCACUUGGGAAACAUUUUAAAAAAUUGUUCUCACUGUCCUUUAAAGUAGUAUCUAGUAAGUUUUCUAUCUUUUCUUAGUUUUUAAAAUAAAUUCUGGAGUUCUAAAAAAUGGUAAGCACACUUGUAGGCUAGGUUUUUUAUUGCUUUGCUUUUUUCUUUAAUUGGGUGAUGGGAGAAAAUAACCAGGAGAGAGUUGUAAAAAGAACUCAGUUAUUUAUUAACAGAGCUAGUAUGUAUCAAAUUCAAAUUCUUUCCCUGCUUUACUAAAACAUAUUUAUACAAAUUAUUAAAGUAGUGGAGACACAUGAAAUGUGAGUCUGCCAUUGAAUUUUGUUAAAGUCUGCUUUAAAAAUAUUUCCCUUUGUGCCAUCUUAUAUAGAAGCAUGAUAAUAAUCUAUGUUGUGGAAAUUAUUGAUUCUUUUUCCCGUCCAGGCUCUUUCCCUCAUCUGCAAAGUCUUUAAGUUCAAUCAAUGCAUGCCUCUCCACACAUGAGGGUUAUCAAGAUAGGAGAUAUGUUUUCUGUGAUACUUCACUGCCUCAUCUCAAAUCACAGCAUAAGAAAAUUGUUCUGGCUUCACGUUAUAGAUAAGGCCCAGUUCUACCUGAUGUUCUCUGUUUUAGCAAUCUGCUAUUUGAUUUGGGUUGUGAGCCGUACUUCAGUUUGUUAUUUUCCUGUUUCUCUUAUUAAAUACAAAUAAGACUGGUUUAUAACUUUUCCUGUACUACUUGAAUGGAAAGGCCUCUGGUCUUUUGCUUCUUUAAAAUUCAAAUUUAUUCUUUAUAAGUAGGUAUAUAAAGCAUUUGACUAUUUCAUUAUGUCUUUUAGUUUAGACAUGUCUGACAUUUUCUUUUUGAAAUGCUUAUAAAUUAUAACAUCAUAUUGAUUUUUUAAAGCAUUGUUUGUAGGUGGGUUAUGUUGUCUAUGAAUUUUAAUUUCUAAUAGUAAAGUAGCUGUUAAAAUUUAUUACGAAAAGGGGCAUUGGUUCUCAAACAGCUGAGAACGACUGAACCCUCCCAUUUUACAGAUGAAAGAAUGCAGCCCCAGGCAGGUUAAGGCAAAUCGUGUGGAUUGUAAACAGUUUGAGAAUGACCUUGCCGUCUAUAGGUAAAGCUCUUGGGUUUAACUAUGUUUGCAUAGCUGCUUGACUUUGACGUUCCAUUCUCUCUUAUGUCCUCUAAAGAAAUUUCUUUUUAAUUUAUUAUUUAUCAUUUACUUUUUAUUUAAAUUGAACUUGCUCAGCCAAGUUCCAGGGGAGGACCAGAGUUCAGGAAUUAGCAGCAGAGAUUAUCAGUCAUCAUUCAAGGACUGUGAAAAUAUUUGGGGGUAGGAGGUAAGUGUUAAACUUAUAGGUUUAAGAUUUUAUUUUUUUACUCAACUAUCCCUUCACUAUCCACCUGUUAAAAAAAAAAAUUCCUCCUUCCAGCAGAGUUGAACAAGAAGGCGGCAUUUAAAACCAUCUUUUUUGGAAAUCAGAUAAUGCUGAGAAAAUGCUGAUCUGAAAAUGAUGAACUUACACCACCUAGAAAACUGCACAGACCCUACCAUGUGCCAAAAGUGUGCAAAACAGGCUAUUAAAAUUGUGGAGGCUCUUUCAGGAGAAACUGAAUUCUUAUCUAUGAGUAUUUUUCUGACAUUUAGUUUUAUAGCAGAGAAAUUCUCUUCUUAACUUGUUCCUGAAUCAAUGAGCAAAAUCAUCCUACAGAGAAACUAUACUUCUUCCACUCAUCCAGUAAAUAUUUACUAAGGUUCUAAACAUUAGUUAAAUGCUAGGUGCUAUAACAAAUAAACUGAACGUGCAUAAUGGCUUAAACACAGACAUUUAUUUCUCACAUAAAGCCUAACCAGAUGCAACUGUUGAGCAAGCAGCUCUUCUCCAAGUCUUGAUUCAGAGAACUAAACUUGAAUUUUGUGGCUCCGCCAUCUUCAACAUGUGGCUUUCAAAAGAUCCGUGUUUUUCUGCUUCAAGCUGUCAGAUGGAGAAGGAAUGUGGAGGACUUGCACACAAGGUUUUUAUUGCUAGAGCUGGAGAUGGCACUGUCAUUUCUAUUCAUAAUCCAUUAUUUAGAACUCAGUCAUUGGCUGCACCUGACUGCAAGGCUAGGAGGCUAGGGACUAUAGUGGGUCCAGGAAGAGAAAGAUAGGAAUUUGGUGCCCAACUUUCUGCAGUAAUCCAGGCAGUCUCCUAUGUGCUAGAAAUAAAGUUGUAAAAGUAUUCCAGCCAAGUAGAAAUAAAUUACUCUGUAAUGAAAGAAAUGCUCCACUAGAGAUAAAUCAAAUGUCAGAAAAGGGCAUUGGCGCGUGAUGACAGCUUGCCUGGAACAAAAUCCCAUGGCAUAGCUUGGGACAUAUCUGUAGACUGAAUCUCCUAGUAUCGAGAACCUCUCUCACCAAAUGUGUAUAUACUCUAAAGCAGACGGAAUACAGGGACAUCUAGAUGUCCUUUACUGGGUCUUGUCAUAUCUUACUACUUAGUCUGUGAAUCAAGAGCAUGACCUGUUAAAAACGCAUACUCUCAGGCUCCACCCCAGAACUGCAGAAUCAGACUCUGCAUUUUUUCUAGGUCUACCAAGUGAUAUGUGUCCACAUUAAGGUUUAAGAAUCACCAUCUGAGAUCACUUGUGAUCCUGACUUCAGCACUUACUAAUAGUGUGAUUUUAGCCAGCUUGCUUAAUCUCUGUCCCUUCACUUCUUCAUCUUUAUAAUGGGGAUGAUUUGAUAUUGGGGUAUCUCUUUAGAGAUAAUGCACACAAAUGUUAAAUAACAUCUGACACUUAGCAUUAGCUGUUUUCAUGUGCUAUUUACUUUAAAAAAUAACUGUAGGGAGAUAGAGCUUUGUGAACUGUAACUAUUUGAGCUCACCCUCUUUCAACCCUUAUUUAUGUCACAUUAAGUACUUUUGGCCCUUUGAAAUGGUGAGAGGGUUUUUUAUUCAUAUUGUUUAGUCUUUGUUCCUCAGAAAUGAGUGAGCACAGAAAAAGUAACUUUUUCCAGAGUUAGCGAAUGAUAAUUGUCCUAGUAAGCCCUAAUAUGAACAGCAGCCAUAAUUUCAAUCAAUGAAUUAAGUAAUAAACUUAAAAGUCUACACAGGAACAGUCUACUAAUUUGCUGAACCUUGAGAGACACUAACGCUUAAUGGGGUUUAAUCAUACAUAUGUGGUAACCCUAGGUUAAUCGAAAUAGGCAAAAUGGGCUAUUUGUGGAUGAAAUAAUUUGUUCAACUAGAAAACAACCUGGUUUUCAGCCUUUUUGGAAAUGUGUUUUAGUCUUAUAAUCUUUGUGCCCCAUUUAGUAAGUAUAGUAUAUGCACAUUAAAGUUAAUUUUCCCUUAGAAAGCGCAUCCAGAUCUUUCAGUGCCUCAGCCUCAAUACUGUUUCUCUUAAUCCUAUGGGGUCAGAGUAGAAAGUUAUCAGAGAGAGGACUGAAUAUGUCCUGCCCUAAUAAUACAAUCUGAGAUUUAAGAGCAUCUUUAAACUCAGUUCCUAAUAUCAGCUUACUUGACUUUUGCCUCUUUCUCUUAAAGUAAAUUAUAAUGUUAAAAUUCCAGUUU
Molecule: messenger RNA, 11833 nt
Organism: Equus caballus (horse)
Lineage: Eukaryota; Metazoa; Chordata; Mammalia; Perissodactyla; Equidae
Gene: GDAP2
Product: ganglioside induced differentiation associated protein 2
Source: RefSeq, a predicted model, not a curated record